Messenger RNA from Rubroshorea leprosula, 1077 nucleotides. NCBI's taxonomy places the organism in Eukaryota, Viridiplantae, Streptophyta, Magnoliopsida, Malvales, Dipterocarpaceae. The record is from the annotation of a GenBank genome assembly.
CCUGCAUCUCCAAUCACUGCCAUGGCCUUUCCAAGUGCAAUCACUAUUCUAUUCCUGUUAGUCUUGAUCCCCUUCUGGGCCUUCUCCACUGCCGCCCCGUCUGCUGCUCCGUCUGCCGCUCCUUCUGCAGCCCCACCUGCUGCCCCGUAUGCUGCUCCGCUUGCUGCUCCUGCUGCCGCUCCGUCUGCCGCUCCAUCUGCCGCUCGGUCUGCUGCCCCAUCAGCCGCUCGGUCUACCGCCCCGUCUGUUGCCCCGUCGACUUCUUCAUCAGGGACUUCUCCAUUCUUAUUCUCUACUAAACGUCUUUGCCUUAUGUUUCUGAUGGCACACUUUGAAUUCCAGAGCUUCUACUUUAUUGAUGAACACCCCCUUUCUUGUACCCUUCUGCUCAACCCUCUUAUUCUGAGAAAGCCCCUAAGCAGUAUGUUCCUAUCUCUCGGGUUCUCAGUUUUCACCAGGUGCCUAGGUUACUAUGGUAACAGCUUUCUCAUAGAAAAAGGGAGCAUUAUAGAAGAGGCAGUUGUUCCUUCCAGACCAUUUGGGGGAGUAGAAAAGAUUAGUUUAUGUUUUGGUUCCUUCCAAGCAGCAGGUUGUUGGUACUCCUUGCUUACAGAGAGAAUUGGUCUAGGUUCUCAGCUUUCACCAGGAUGCGUAGGUUACUAUGGUAACAGCUUUCUCAUAGUUGAGGUUAGUGAAGCUAAUCGAAAAUGCAGCAUACCAAUCCAUGGAAAUUGCACAUACAAAUACUGCUGUUGGGAUCUCUGCAAAAAGCAGAUACGGUCCUUGUCCUUAGGCGCCAUAAGUGUCAUUGAUGGCGCUCAUCGGUGCUACUGUCACGCGAUAUAUAGAGGUAAGCCAGGUUCUUGUGCGCCAUGAGUGUGGGCAAUAGCAAGGAUUUUGGCUGACAAAACUUAGAAUUUUGCUUCUUACAUCAAUCUGGAUAUCAUGAAUAACUGCACCCUCUGACUUGAAAACCUACUGGUGAAACCUCCUAUUCCUCUCCAUCCACACAUGGUAGAAUCUUCUUACCCAGCCAAUGCAUUAGGCUUUGCCAAGAAUCAGUAAAAGGUAUACCAG